CCCAGGUAAGUCAGCAAUAUUUGGCAGCCGCCCGUAUAAGAGUUCCGAAGCGUUGCUAUGAUUAAAUCAUUUUUCUGCUAUCACGCAAGAAAUACAAGCUAACAAAACUCAUCCUUCACCAUGUUUCUGCACAUUCUUCUCUUUCCGUGGUUGAUUUUGGUACUCUGUUCAGUAUCAAACGCCGCUGACACGAAUGACACCAUUUCUAGCCCUUGUGAUCGUGGUGGAUUGCUCUACACUGUAUUCCUCCGCCUAAGUCCUAAUGCCAACACGAACGUUGAUCGCAUCCAGAAUGCUCUUAUAAGCAAUCAUCUUUCUCCUUGGGUAGAGAUAGAUGGGCACAUAAUCUCAAAUACGAUAAGGGCAUCCCACGGUGAAAUUUCAGCCAUCCGACGACGCCCUGAUUUCGAGCGUGCUGUACGGAUAGAGCCUGCAACUCACGAGACUACAAUCUUACAGCAACAAGAAGGCUUGGGCAAGGCAAGAUACAUCAUUUUGCCGAUUGAUCUUGGGAAUCAAGAACAAUGCAAAGCGACUAAUAGUUCCCUUGACCUACUAUUUGGAACCCAGAUUGAGGCACAGAUGAUUGAUGGCAAAUUACACAAAUGGAGGGCCGAUUUGUCCAACGAACAAGUAGCGCAAGUUAAGGCUAUCCACGGAGUAAAGGGCGUCCGACCCAUUCACAAAGGGAGGAGAUGUCGCCUCGGUUUAAAAUCCACAAACGGCCUAGAACCUCAGGCACAGCAGGAGAUCCUGUAUGAAACGCAAGCAGGUGCUCCUACGGAGUUGGUAUCUAUCAGUCAACCAAGUACAAUCCCACGAUUGCGAGACCUCAAGAACUAUGUGCAUGAAAACCACAGUGGCGGGCAGAGUUUCCUGUAUUAUGUUGAAACCGGCGUAGCCUUCAAGGCACAGAGCGAGGAAUUCCCUAAUGUUGCUUCGCAACACCUUCUUACUAACCUGGCUAUCAAAAAUGGAGACAAGCCUUGGUUUGAUGACGAUGACGAGGACGAGAACGACGAAGACAUGCGUUCACAUGGUACCUGUGGCGCCGGUAAGGCACUUGGGACUCGUUUUGGCGUUUCCAAGAAAGCCACGCUUAUCGUUGUUAGAAUGCACGAAGUCACGUCUACAGAAUUUGAAGCAGCGCUGGAGCUUAUCAUAGCGGACUUGGAAGAUCACCCUGAGCGUCGAAAGAAGAGCGUGGUUACAAUGUCUUUGACGAUGGGCCAAGGCUGGGAAGAUGACAAUUUGCGAGACUUCAGAAAGCUUUUCCAAGGCCUAUUCGCUAAGGACGUGCCGUUAGUUUGUAUAUCUGGGAAUAUCGAUGAAGGUUUUGAAGAACCUGAUGUAGAUGAGUAUCCCGCAUUGAUGGAAGGGCCGGACAUGCCACUGAUCGUGGUGGGCUCGGUGGAUUCCACGGGGAAUCGGUCCGAGUUUUCCAAAGGUGGCGCUCAUGUAACUUUACAUGCAGUUGGUGAUCCCAUCGAUUGCUUGCCAAAAGACAGCAAAGACCCAGUUGAACGAGCAGGAACAUCAUAUGCCGGACCACAAGUCGCCGGCGAGAUCGCCAACCUUCUCUCGUACGAAGAAGUCCCUUUUGAUACCAGCGACGGGAACCUCGUGAAGAAUCUCAAGGCCUACCUUCAGUCGGAUGCAGCCAGUUGGGAGCGGUACCCCGGCAUUCGCGUUCUCUGGAACGGGGUGCGAGAGGAGAAUAACCCCAAAGAAGCCGUUAAGUGCAAUGGCCUUGAAAGCGAUAAGUACGUUGAGCGGGAAGAAGUCAAGCGUCUGAUCGAGAAUGAGUUUUGCCCUGAGGUCGGUAGUUGGCGUGAUCUACGCCAACAAGGUUCCGCAAUUUCACGCACAUACAACAUUGAUACACCGAACAAGGUCACCCUGUCUGUGAGCCUGGAUCAAGGGGACAGCGCUAGUGAUUGUGUCAAAUACCUCAUGAUGACUGUGGAUGACUGUUACCGCAUCGAUAAUGACCCCUCCAAUUAUAAAGGCGGUGGCCAAACCAUCAUUGGUGACGCUACCUAUGAAGUAUACCCUGACCAUGGCGAGGAGCUCAAGAAGGAGGUCAAAGGCUGCGCACUACUACCUGACACAUGGAAGUUCACCUAUGGCCUUGGAGAUGAUGGGCGUGAGUGGACAGCUAGAUUUCGUACCGGGGUCUUUCAGAAACAAUGUGUCGGUAAUGCAGUUGGAAAAGCGUCAGGCUUUGGCAAUUUUGGGUGUGCAGGAUCUGGCUAGCAUGAGCGACUUCUGG
Molecule: messenger RNA, 2272 nt
Organism: Fusarium oxysporum Fo47
Lineage: Eukaryota; Fungi; Ascomycota; Sordariomycetes; Hypocreales; Nectriaceae
Product: peptidase S8/S53 domain-containing protein
Exons: 6
Coding region: 121-2256 (711 amino acids)
Biological process (GO): proteolysis
Molecular function (GO): serine-type endopeptidase activity
Source: RefSeq, a predicted model, not a curated record